Molecule: messenger RNA, 744 nt
Organism: Penicillium coprophilum
Lineage: Eukaryota; Fungi; Ascomycota; Eurotiomycetes; Eurotiales; Aspergillaceae
Exons: 2
Coding region: 1-744 (247 amino acids)
Source: RefSeq, a predicted model, not a curated record
AUGAUGCUCACCCCGAUUCUGGCACUCGCAUUUGCCACCCUCACACCAAUUGUCAAUGCCUAUCCUAUAACCGGAAACGUCGUCAAUUGCCGCUCCGGUCCAGGAACCUCUUACUCCGUAGUCAAGAGCUACAAGAAGGGAGCCGACGUUGCAAUCACCUGCCAAGCUGCUGGUACCACCGUCAAUGGCAAUGAAAUCUGGGACAAGACCUCCGACGGUUGCUAUAUCGCCGACUACUAUAUCAGAACCGGGAGCAGCAGCUAUGUCACCAAGAAAUGCGGCGGCGGAGGUGGCAGUGGUGGCGGUAGCAGUGGAAACCUUCCUGGUCUCACAUCCACUCAGUCUAAGCAUGCAAAGGCUAUCAUUGGAGAAGCAAAGAAAGAAGACUUGGGUCGUCAAGGCUGUCUUGCUGGAAUUGCAACUGGGCUUGUUGAGUCUAAUAUGCUUAUCUACGCUAAUAAGAAAGUCCCUGCUUCCCUCAAGUAUCCGCAUGAUGCUGUGGGAUCGGACUAUGACAGCGUGGGCAUUUUCCAGCAACGCGCUAUCUACUACCCGGAUAUUGCUGCUGAUAUGGAUGCUGCGAAGUCGGCGGCUCAGUUCUUUAAGGGCAUGAAGAACGUUAGUGGUUGGAAGACUAUGGAAGUUGGCAAGCUUUGCCAGAAGGUGCAGGGCUCGGCGUUUCCCAGUCGAUAUGCGGAACGUGUUGCUGAGGCUAAGAAAAUUUGUGUUGCUGGUGGCUUGUAG